AUGAGGUCCCAUCUAUUCUCGCUACUAUUAGCAGUUGCAGCAGCACUGCUGCAACUACUCCCAUCGGAUGCCUUUGUCAUUCGACACGGUACUCGUGAGAGUGGUGCUGCUCCUACCCAUGCAUCUGCUGUGGCUCCAUACGCCACUCCCAACCGUCGCACUCAAAAAUUGUCCAUGGCCAGCACCGAGGAAACGCUGCAAGAAAUUGGUACCAUGAGAAUUGGAGCGUUGAAACAAGAGUUGGAGAGCUAUGGGAUCAACACCAAACAGUUUUUGGAAAAGAGCGAAUUGGUGGAUGCACUCACCAAGGCACGGGCGGAUGGAUUGAAACCCAAGGCCAAAGCUACUACUACUACCACCACGACAACUACCACCACCACCAAGACGGAAUCCACAUCCACCAAAAAGAAAGACGACGAGGACAAGCGACCACGGGAAGAACGUCUCCAAGAAGAACUGGCCAAAUGUCGAGAAAUGAAAAACUCGGAACUCAAGAAAGAAUUGACGGAACGAGGGAUUUCUACAGUCAGCUUUUUCGAAAAGAGCGAAUUUGUACAGGCACUGGCAGAUGCCCGUGUCGAUGGUGUCACCAAGUCCAGUGGUGGCAGUGGUAGUAAUGUCGAUGAAGAAGGAUAUGCCGAGUAUGAUAAUGUCGAAGUUUUGACAGCCGACGAUGCCGGUCCAAGACCAAAGGGAGGACAACAGCAGCAGCAGCAACAACAACAAUCACCCUUUGGUGGCGGCAGCCCGUUUGGAGGAGCAGCUGGUGGAAUGGGUGGAAUGGGAGGCAUGGGAGGCAUGGGAGGCAUUGCCGAUAUGCUCAAAAACAUGGGCGCCGGUGGCGCAGCGGCUGGUGCCAGUCCCUUUGGGGGUGGUGCCAAUCCGUUUGCAGGAGCAGCGGGCGGCGCAGGUGCCAAUCCGUUCGGAGGAGGUAUGGGAGGUAUGGGUGAUGCCAUGGGCAAAGCACAAGAAAUGAUGAAGAACCCCAAGAUUAUGGAGCUCAUGGCCAAGGCACAAUCGAAUCCGAAAAUGGCAAAAAUCAUGCAGGAAUGCAUGUCCAAUCCCAUGGCCAUGUCCAAGUAUCAGAAUGAUCCAGAAGUCGCAGAGCUCAUUGCAGAGCUCAAAAAGAUCAUGUAG
Messenger RNA from Seminavis robusta, 1137 nucleotides. Lineage: Eukaryota; Bacillariophyta; Bacillariophyceae; Naviculales; Naviculaceae. The record is from the annotation of a GenBank genome assembly.